GGUAAAGCUUUGGUGCAAGCUGUUAAGUUAGCUAGCAGAUUUAGACUUAAAAAUGUGAUAUUUGAGUCUGACAAUUCAUCCAUGUUUCGAAAACUCUCCAAGACGGACAUCUAUUUAAUUGACAUCGACUCGAUCCUUGAAAACAUUCUAUUUUUCUCCCGUAGUUUUGACUAUGUAUUUUGGUCUCAUGUCAAAACAGAUGGGAACUUUGUAGCUCAUCAUCUUAAAAAGCUUAUUCCAUUUAGUCUUGAAUAAGUAUGGGUAAAUUAUUGUCCUUGUGAGCUUUUCCCUUAUGUUUUGAUAGACUAGAGGUCCUUAAAUUAAUAUAAUCGACUUCCGAUAAAAUAAAAAAAAAAAAAAAAAACCUCAAACCAACUAAAACUCGAACGAGUCCAAUCUACAACAAAACUCAACCGUCAUUACAAACCGUUAAGUUUCAAUUGUCUAGAACAUACUCAAAAUUACGAAAUUUUCCCACGAAUAUUUUAUUUUCCUAAAAAAUCCUUUAUUUUCCAUAUUCAACGCAAUGCAAUGCCACCAUUACAUCUUCCCCAGAUUCUCACUCUCUCUCCACCGUCAUCACCACCAUCUCUUCAGCCUCCAUUCCAUCAGAAAAUCAAACCCUAAUUCCAGAAUUCUACUAAAAAUGUCACUCUCUUCUUCAUCUUCUUCAAUUUCAGAGGAAGAACUCAAACAACAGCAAAAAUCCCACCAUUUACAAACCUUACAAUACCAUCAACAAACCAAACACCAUUUCACCAAAUUCGCAAAAGGGCCGGGUCGUUUAGAUUGGGCGAAUCAACCCAAUCCGUUUCGAAGAUACAUUGAUGCUCCAUUAAUUUCUCUCCAACAUUUUCCAAUUGAAGAAGAUGAACAACAAUUUUCAGGUGGGGUUCCUUUAUAUUCCUCUGUUUUUCUCUCUCUUCCUCCUCCAAAACCCAUUUCAUUUUCGUCAAUUUCUCAGUUGUUAUAUGAUUCUUUAGCUUUAUCUGCUUGGAAAACUACUGGGUUUUCAACUUGGUCUCUUAGGGUGAACCCUAGUAGUGGGAAUUUGCAUCCUACUGAGGCUUAUAUUGUUGCUCCUGCAAUUGGGGGUUUGUCGAAUUCUGGGUUUGUGGCUCAUUAUGCACCUAAAGAGCAUGGAUUAGAGAUUAGGGCUGAAAUUCCAGCUGGGUUUUUUGAUAGAGGUUUUCCAGAUGAUUGUUUUUUUGUUGGGUUUUCAUCGAUUUUUUGGCGGGAAGCUUGGAAGUAUGGAGAAAGGGCGUUUAGGUAUUGUAAUCAUGAUGUUGGGCAUGCUAUUGCUGCUGUUGCUAUUGCAGCUGCUGAGCUUGGUUGGGAUGUUAAGUUGCUUGAUGGGUUAGGGUUUGAUGACUUAGAGAAGCUGUUUGGGUUUGAAUCUUUCCCUAAAUUGCCAAUUCCUAGUCGCCCCGUUAAGGGUAAGUUCUCCGGGAUUGAGUUUGAGCACCCGGAUUGUGUAUUGGCGGUGUUUCCCCGUGGGGGAGAAGAGGGGUUUGAUGUGAAUUUCAAAGAUUUGAGCUCAAGGAUAUCGGAAUUUUCGAAGUUGGAUUGGAAAGGAGAGCCUAAUGUACUGAGUAAAGAGCAUGUAGUUUGGGAUAUUAUCUAUAGGACUUCGGAAGCAGUAAAGAAGCCCCUAUCAGUAGGGGAGAGUGUAAUUAUUGAUCCUUUUCAAUGCAGUGGUGUAUGUAGUGAUAGCUCUUAUAAGGGAUUAACAGUUAGGGAGGUGGUUAGGAAGAGGAGGAGUGCGGUCGAUAUGGAUGGAAUAACUGUUAUUCAUAGAGAUACUUUUUAUCAAAUUCUAUUGCAUUGUCUCCCCUCCGGAUCAAGGAGCGGAGAGAAGCAAGGCAAACAGUUGGCAUUGCCAUUUAGGGCUCUCUCUUGGGAUAGUGAAGUACAUGCUGCUUUAUUUGUUCAUAGGGUGUCAGGUUUGCCUAAAGGUUUGUAUUUCUUGGUGAGAAAUGAAAAUCAUUUAGAUGAUCUAAGGAAUGCUAUGAGGCCAGAGUUUACUUGGAGGAAACCUGAGGGUUGCCCUGUCGACCUUCCUCUUUAUGAACUUGCACCUGGUGACUGUAAGGAGCUUUCGAAAAGACUUUCCUGCCAUCAGGACAUUGCUGGAGAUGGAUGUUUCAGCCUUGGCAUGAUAUCGCAUUUUGAGCCUACAUUGCAGGCAAAGGGUGCAUGGAUGUAUCCUCGGCUUUUCUGGGAGACUGGUGUUCUAGGACAAGUGCUUUACUUAGAGGCUCAUGCAGUGGGUAUUUCUGCCACUGGAAUUGGCUGUUUUUUUGAUGACCCUGUACAUGAGGUGCUUGGCCUGAAAGGAUCAGAUUAUCAAAGUCUUUACCACUUCACAGUUGGAGGUCCAGUAAUUGACAAGCGAAUAAUGAGCCUACCUGCAUAUCCAGGGCCUGAGAUUGAUGCAUAGUCUAUAUUUUCUGGCUGCUUGAUCUAGUUCUAGAAAAAAGCUGACAGGUUGUAUGUUCCUAUGACCUUUGUACAUACCCGCUGUAACAGAGUUUGACGUAUAUGUAAUAUCUCCAAGAAUUCCAUUGUCAACUAGUGCCAUGAGGUCUUUGGCCAGAGGUAAUCAGACUAUUGCAGGCUUGCAGCUGAGAAGUUAUUAAUGAUCUAAGCUGCAUAUCCAAGGCCGUAGAUUGAUGCAUAGAAUCAUACCUGUAUGGCUGCUUUAUCAAAUUGUAGUAAAUGAAAAACAAUGGUUAUACAUUCCUUUGACUGUUGUAGAUUGUAUAGCAAAAUUGUACUUGAUUACCAUGCGAAAAUAAAGUUUGGCAUGUGCUGCUGUAUGUGUAUUUGAGUAAUUCAAACUUCGCAGAGUUUAUUAGGAGAUGA
Messenger RNA from Chenopodium quinoa (quinoa), 2865 nucleotides. RefSeq lists its product as uncharacterized. The record is from RefSeq and is a predicted model, not a curated record. Gene Ontology annotation, molecular function: oxidoreductase activity. The transcript has 3 exons. NCBI's taxonomy places the organism in Eukaryota, Viridiplantae, Streptophyta, Magnoliopsida, Caryophyllales, Amaranthaceae. The coding region runs from base 527 to 2440 and encodes 637 amino acids.